GUUCAGAUUUGUUUCUGAAUAGUAAGUGGAGGUAUUGCAUCUGCAGUAAAUGGAUAUUUGCUGAUAAAGUCAAGCACAGAGAGACUUAAAAAAGGUAUCUAGAGGUGGAAGAAUGUGGCUCAAAAGUCAGAUCUUGCUUUUAUAUUGCAUUGCAAGUGAAGUUUGGAUGGCAAAGCAGCUUGACUCUAGAAGAAAUUUGCCCCGGGGACUUUACUCUAUUGAAGAUGGUCAUUCUUCAGGGUGGGACAGGCUGAAAAGGAGUCUGUAUCAAGGAAAAUCCUGCAGGAUACGAGGCUGCUGCACAGGAAGAAACGAUGACUGCAGCUUUAACGUUGCCUCCAGAGCAGCUAUAUGUUACUGUGACCAGUUCUGUGCCACAGAUCCUCCUGGCCCUGUGGACUGUUGUGCUGACUACUGGGAUGUCUGUGACAACACUGUUGAGCCCACCAGGUCAGAUGAGCCUUGGCCACCUCCAACAUCAGGUUGUUAUAAAGAUGGCCGAUAUUACGGAGAAGGAGCAAUAAUUAAAGACAACUGCAAUUCCUGCAAAUGCUUCCAAAGUAACUGGAAAUGUUCAAAUGAAGUAUGUCUUGUUCGCCCAGACUUGAUUCAGAACAUCAAUUCUGGAGAUUAUGGAUGGAAAGCUGACAACUAUAGUCAAUUCUGGGGAAUGACACUGGAAGAAGGUUUCAAAAAGCGGCUGGGCACAUUACCUCCAUCUCAUUCUUUGUUGAAUAUGAAAGAAACUCCAGGAAGUUCACCUCCGGAAGGAAAAUUUCCUGAGUUUUUUGCAGCCACUUAUGCAUGGCCUGAGUGGAUUCAUGAUCCUUUGGAUCAACGAAAUUGUGGAGCAUCCUGGGCUUUUUCAACUGCAAGUGUUGCAGCAGAUAGAAUAGCAAUUCAUUCUGAUGGUCAGAUCACAGACAACCUUUCUGUUCAGAACUUGAUUUCUUGUGAUACCAAGAAUCAGCAUGGAUGUAAUGGUGGAAGUAUUGAUGGUGCUUGGAGAUAUCUGAAAACACAUGGGGUUGUAUCUUAUGCUUGUUAUCCAUCAUUUUGGAAGCAUCACUUGGAUCAACCAGGUGAAAAUCACUGUUAUGUGUCAAGUGAAUAUGGACAAAACUAUACUAAUGGACCAUGCCCCAAUGAUUUAGAAGACUCCAAUCGGCUAUACCGCUGUGGCUCUCACUACAGGGUCUCCUCAAAAGAAACCGACAUAAUGGAAGAAAUCAUGGACAAAGGACCAGUGCAAGCUAUAAUGAAAGUGUAUGAAGAUUUUUUCCUUUACAAAGAAGGGAUCUACAGACACUCCUACAAAGCAGGUUCCAAAUGGAAAACACAUUCAGUCAAACUCCUUGGGUGGGGUUCAUUCCCUGACAAAAAUGGACAGAAACAGAAAUUCUGGAAAAAUGGAAGACACAUUCCGUGGAAACCUAGAUAGGAUAUAGUCUGAGGUUUUUUGCUCUGCCAGAUAGAAGACAUUCUGAUGAAACAGAACUCCCCUGACAAUUUGCUCCUUCCUUCCGGGGGUUUUGCAAACUUGAAUUUUUGCUUUAAAUGUUGCAGGAUCAAGUCAUGAAAGAAUUUGAAUGCAUGUUCUCAAAAUUAUCUGAAAAGGCAUUGAAGACUGACUAGAUUAGCAUUGAUAAGGAAAUGUCUAAAAAUGUGUAACAUCAAAAAUCAAGUUGUAACAUGAUUUGUUCAAAAACUAUAUAGUCCCUGUUAGGGGAGAUUUUUAUUUUAUUUUAUUUUUUUUAAUCAGGAAACUAAGAAUUCAGAUCCAUUAACAUGGUUAUUUCUUUAGACAAGAUAGUGUGGGGUGUGGGA
Oxyura jamaicensis (ruddy duck) is the source of this 1827-nucleotide messenger RNA. RefSeq names its product tubulointerstitial nephritis antigen (gene TINAG). The coding region runs from base 113 to 1441 and encodes 442 amino acids. The record is from RefSeq and is a predicted model, not a curated record. Gene Ontology annotation, biological process: proteolysis. Gene Ontology annotation, molecular function: cysteine-type peptidase activity. The transcript has 11 exons. Gene Ontology annotation, cellular component: lysosome. Lineage: Eukaryota; Metazoa; Chordata; Aves; Anseriformes; Anatidae.